AUGCUGAUUGAGCUGGCGCCCGAGUACCGCAAGUGGCGGCGUGUGCAUGGCUUGCAGCCGCCGCUCCACGCGCAGCAGCUGGCUGCCUGGGUGCUGCUGCUCAUCAGCGUGCUGUACCUGGUCGGCGUGCUGCUGCCGGCGCUCUGUCCGCCGCUGCGGCUGCCGGUCUGCGCGCUCGCCGCGUUCGUGCUGCUCGUUCACGUGGUGACGCAUGCUGUUGCUAUGCUCCUGGACCCGGCUGACGCAGACCUGCGCGCCCAGUGCCAGCGCGUGCCCGUGCCCGAGUUCGACCGCAACCGGCACGCGCACGUCAUCGAGAACGGCCGCUGCCACCUGUGCAACAUCAGCAUCGCCUCGCAGCGCACCAAGCACUGCUCCGUGUGCAACAAGUGCGUUGACCGCUUCGAUCACCACUGCAAGUGGCUCAAUCACUGCGUCGGCCGGCGCAAUUACGGCUGGUUUCUGGCGUGCGUGGCGAGCGCGGUGGUGCUGUCGUUCUUCCUGCUCGCGCUGGCCGUCGCCGAGAUGGCGCUGCUGUACGUGGCACCGGUCCGGCUGGGCGCGUGCGGGGCGUGCCCGAGUCCGAAUGCCACGGCGACGGGGGAGGUCGCGUGCCCGCCCGGGCUCACCAUGUUCUGGCUGCCGGCCGAUCCAGCGGUGUUCAUCGGGGCGACGGGCGUGCUGACGCUGCUCUCGCUGCUCUGCGGCGUGCUGCUGCUGCACCUCCUGCUCUUCCACGUGUACAUCAUGGCGCGCGGCAUGACCACGUACGAGUACAUUCGCGGACUGGCCGGCGAGCGCGCCAAGCCCGCCCCCACAGACUCGCCGCGCCGCUGCCGUUUUUUAGCCGAUGUGCUGCACAAGAACCGCGUCAAGCCGAGCCCGCGCGUGCAGCACAGGGAGGAAAGCGGCUCGAAGGGUGGGGCCGGCGGCUCGAAUGGCGGGAGCGGUGGCUCGAGAGCCGCCUCCCGGGCCAGCCGCCUGACCGGCGUCAGCAUUCAGACGCUGGCGGCAGUGCUGCCGGUGGUGCCCGCGACCAUCCGCGCGGCGGCUCGAUCCCCAGCUGUGGCCAGCGGCGAGGGCCCUCCGGCGGCUGACGACCUCGGCUGGAGAGGACGCGUCUGGUACGCGCCGCUCAUGUCCCCGCGGUUCACUAUCGGCCUCCACCGAGGCGUCAGACGGCCAGCGACUAUCGCUCUCCUUCCGGCGCCGGACCCGGUCCCCGACGAGCGCGUGCCACCGGCGGCCCCGCACUGA
Messenger RNA from Pollicipes pollicipes, 1257 nucleotides. RefSeq names its product palmitoyltransferase ZDHHC11-like. Gene Ontology annotation, cellular component: endoplasmic reticulum; Golgi apparatus. Lineage: Eukaryota; Metazoa; Arthropoda; Thecostraca; Pollicipedomorpha; Pollicipedidae. Gene Ontology annotation, biological process: peptidyl-L-cysteine S-palmitoylation; protein targeting to membrane. The record is from RefSeq and is a predicted model, not a curated record. The transcript is spliced from 3 exons. Bases 1 to 1257 code for a protein of 418 amino acids. Gene Ontology annotation, molecular function: protein-cysteine S-palmitoyltransferase activity.